AUGUGUAAUCAAAGACCAGCCCUGAUUUUUCCUUUGUUGCUUAUCUGCUUCUUUAGGGAGAGCUUCUGCAUUUGCGAUGGAACUAUCUGGACAAAGGUUGGAUGGGAGAUUUUUCCAGAAGAAGUAUAUUACCUGAAAGUUAAGCCUUCUCCAUCUCACUGUCUACCUUUCCCGCUGAACAAACUAUGCUGCAACUUUGCUAACAUGGAUAUAUUUCAGAGUUGCUUACACGUCACUUCUAUUUUGGCACAAACUCUCUUUUUAAUCCUGUCGGUUUUAUCUGCGCACUACUUGUGGAUGAAGUGGAAGAAACACAAAAAAAAGAUGAAAGAACAAGUUCCCUUGGGAAAAAGCGGCAAUGAUCUACAAAGUCCAUCCAUUUAUGACAUUGACCAAAUACUCUGCAAACUGGUGGCUACAACAUCAAUGAUGACCAAGUACCUGAACCAGGUGUCCCAUCGCUCGCCCUCUAAGAAAGUUAAGUACCGCAAAUUAAAGAAGAAGAAGAGCGAAGGAGGAGCCAUAGGAUACUAA
Molecule: messenger RNA, 534 nt
Organism: Lepus europaeus (European hare)
Lineage: Eukaryota; Metazoa; Chordata; Mammalia; Lagomorpha; Leporidae
Gene: TEX50
Product: testis expressed 50
Exons: 2
Coding region: 1-534 (177 amino acids)
Source: RefSeq, a predicted model, not a curated record